AUGCUAUUUUAUGGCCAAUACCGCAGGAUCCUGUUUAAUGGCCAAUACCGCAGGAUCCUGUUUAAUGGCCAAUACCGCAGGAUCCUGUUUAAUGGCCAAUACCGCAGGAUCCUGUUUUAUGGCCAGUACCGCAGGAUCCUGUUUUAUGGCCAGUACCGCAGGAUCCUGUUUUAUGGCCAGUACCGCAGGAUCCUGUUUUAUGGCCAGUACCGCAGGAUCCUGUUUUAUGGCCAGUACCGCAGGAUCCUGUUUUAUGGCCAAUACCGCAGGAUCCUGUUUUAUGGCCAAUACCGCAGGAUCCUGUUUUAUGGCCAAUACCGCAGGAUCCUGUUUAAUGGCCAAUACCGCAGGAUCCUGUUUUAUGGCCAAUACCGCAGGAUCCUGUUUAAUGGCCAAUACCGCAGGAUCCUGUUUUAUGGCCAGUACCGCAGGAUCCUGUUUUAUGGCCAAUAA
Messenger RNA from Pelobates cultripes (western spadefoot toad), 453 nucleotides. Lineage: Eukaryota; Metazoa; Chordata; Amphibia; Anura; Pelobatidae. The record is from the annotation of a GenBank genome assembly.